AAAUAUCCAAACGUGUGGCGCUCUUGCCCCAUUUCGCUGCAAAGGGUACCGUUACAUGUUAUUUAAUCGUGUCCACAAUGUCUUGGCCAAAAGUUGUAUUAUUUGGAGAUUCUAUAACACAGUUGUCUUUCGGUGAUGGAGGAUGGGGUGCAUCUCUAGCAGAUCAGCUACAAAGAAAGUGUGAUGUUGUGGUCAGGGGCUUCUCAGGUUAUAACACCACCUGGGGCCGCAUCAUUCUCCCAAGAUGCAUUCCAAGGGAUGACCUGACUCAUGUUGCUAUGGUGACCAUCUUCUUUGGAGCCAAUGAUGCCACCCUAGAAGUUACAGAGAGCUCCAAGUAUGUCAGUGUGGAUGACUUCAUUGGAAAUUUACAGGGUAUGGUGAAAUAUUUAGUGGAGGGAGGAGUCAGCCCACAGAACAUCAUCAUCAUUUCUCCACCGGCACUGGAUGACAAAACCUGGAGUGAAGGAUGCACGAAGAGUGGUGGCCCAGUCAACAGGAAGAAUUUCAACACAGGUCUCUAUGCCAAAGCCUGCUGUCAGGUGGCCAAGGAAUACUCCACGGGAAUCCUUGAUCUCUGGACACUCAUGCAAGAGGAGCAGAAUUGGCAACGUUUUUUAGUGGACGGUCUCCACCUCUCGGCUGAAGGGUCAAGAUUUCUGGCCGGGCAUCUGUUGGAAAUGGCAGCCAUCAGAACCAACCACCUACCAGACCAACUGCCCGACUGGAAGGACAUUGAUGUGGCUAAUCCCGAGAAGAGUCUGCUGGCUUGACGUGAAAGGCUUUGGAGUGGGAGGUGAAGAGUGUUCUGGAACUGUUCAACGUUGCUGGCAUGUACAUGUGUGUGCAUGCUGAGACAUUGCCAUGUCACUAACAUCUGCUUGUGCAACAGUUGAUAUGACAGAUGGAUCUAUAUUGGUAAUAGCUUUUCUAUGAGUCUCUGUACAGUAUUUAGAUUGUUCAGUAUGUUAUGUUGCUUUAAGGGGGAAUAUUUUUGCUGUUGUCUUUCCUUUGAGUCUUAAAAGAUUGCUCCCCUAAUGUGCACCUUCAGUGGUCCUAGAACUGGGCCCUCAUGCAAAUCGGUUUCAACACUCGGACAUCAAACAAUAAAAACACACUUACAUGUACACACCUGCAGCCAUGACUCAAGGCCGACAUCCUAGAGUCUUCCACCGCCUUGCCUACAACACAGUGUAAAGGCACCUUCAUAGUCAAAUAUCAUCAUUUAAGACCAUCAUUUAACCCCUUUCCUCUAACCCUCCCAAACCGUAUCAUAAUGCUUUUCCAACUGUAAAAGAACGAGAGAAGGGGCUACUAUAGUUCAUGAAUGAUGAGGUCGGCACUUUAUACGUGUAGACUGCAUUUCCAGCAAGGUUUGAGGAGUUGUGCACCAGUGAGAACUGAAAGGUCCUGACGUAAGAAGUCAAAAGACCUGAAAGGGUCGUGUCGGUCGGUGUUUCAAUGAAUGCAUGAUAGGGUGACAUUGUACAUCUAAAGUGCCCGCUGCCUGGAAACUUAACUGUAUCCUCCUUUGGUAUUCGUGUGAGGAUCAAUCACAGAUCCUUCAGUCUGCAGGUAAUUAAUGACGGAUUCCUCGUAAUCGGUGCUAAACUUGUGAGGGGCUUGAGAAUCUCCCAGUGGAUUAAAGGGUUUCGAUAGGUUUGGGUCAAGAAGAUGAAGUUGUUCUAUUGGUGAGACACCUGAGGUGCAGGGUUCCCACUCUCCUGGAAAUCCUGGGAAAAAGUUAUCCUAGAAAGACAUGGAAAAUAAUAUGAUGUCAUGGAAUCCUAUUGUAAGAGGAAAAAAGUGAGGGAAGUGUCAUGAAAAUCAAGAUCAUACAAGGGUUAUUUUUGAUAGGCGGCUGUUGAAUUGAAAAUGGAAUAAUGAUGAACUCACAGGCAGCCCUUGUCAGUGUAGUAGUGUCUAUGACAGUCUUCCAAUUCAUAAUAUCAAAUUUUCUCUGCAAAAUGGGGUUGAGUGUCAUUGAAAUGGUCAUAUUUUAGCCCUGGAAAGUCCUGAAAAAGUUACGGAAAUUGGUUUUUACGUUCCUGUGGGAACUCUGACGUCUCGGGCCAAAACUUUCAAGUGGGUUGCACUGACAGUGUGCAAAGAUAGAAUUCACAUUGGCGAGCGGAACACACGAAGUGGAGGCCCGUCUAUUACAUCACAGAUUGUGUGCUUUGGUCAAAAUAUUUUUUACUGUUUUUCAAGAUUUUCGGGGUUAAAAUAUAAAGCCCCAACUUGUUUUUACCUCUGUGUAGAUGGUUAUAUUAACCGAGUUCAAACCUUUUUUCUCAAAAUUAAAAAUUUGGAAAUGCUCAGUGUUUAAAAAUAUCCACAAGAGGGUCUUAAGGGAUUGUUCAAAAAAUUGUUUACAAAUUUGGAGUGCAGAGGUGGCAACUCAAUUACCAAUAAAUAAGUGUAAGGAUGAUGGC
Messenger RNA from Acanthaster planci (crown-of-thorns starfish), 2435 nucleotides. Its product is annotated as isoamyl acetate-hydrolyzing esterase 1 homolog. Lineage: Eukaryota; Metazoa; Echinodermata; Asteroidea; Valvatida; Acanthasteridae. The record is from RefSeq and is a predicted model, not a curated record.